UGAGAAUGGCUUUUCAGCCAUCUUGGCCAUCAGCCGCAAUGUGUGUAAACAACCAGUAUUAUUUUGCAAUAUAUUUUUUUUUGCUUUUUGUGUGUGGAAUUGUUUUAGUGGCAAUAAGAGCAUUGAAAAGUUGAAAGAUAAGCCUUUUACGGUUAAAGUGAAAUUUAUUGAAAUGAGGCGGCUGGUUUGUUCUGUUCCCAAAAAAUGCAAGUGUUGUGUUAAGGAUGAGUUUCGAGGAGAGUGUACCGACAGGAAUAGUAAUAAUGCUGGCAGUGUCCAAAGAUGUAACAGUGACUAAAAAGAUUGUGAAUGGAUGCUAUAAGUUGGAAACUGUUUAGACGAUUCUCGGCAAUAUAAACUGUUAAUAUGUUUGAAUUCUUUAAUAGUGGAAAUGUUCCAGUAUGAUUACGACUACUUAUUUUGGGCAGAGAAUAACAUUGUAUGCCGGAGGUAAACAAAGUCUGCAGAAUUGCGUGAAAAUUUGAACCAAAUAUUGUGAAAUAGAUACUUGCGGAGAAGGGAACUUUCUGUUCAAUCGGUAUCAUAUAAACAUUAUCAAUGUUAUGCUAAAGAAGUACCACACAAACAUGCUGUUACUCUUAAUGUUGGCAUGUAGUUUACCACUAACAAUAGGUUUGUCUAUGACAAACAACAAUCAACAGCAGCAACCUUGUGAUAAAACAAGACGAGUUUUCACGGAACUGUACGGUGAAAUCAGUGAUGGUCCUUCAGGACAUAACUAUACCCAGGAUUCACACUGCGAGUGGCUGAUAAAAGCCAACAAUGAUAGUCAGUUCAUUACCCUCACCUUUCGCAGCAUGGGAACGGAAUGUUCAUACGAUUAUAUCUUCAUCUAUGACGGUGACUCCUUUCGGUCGCCUCUGCUCGGUAGCUUCAGUGGAAAAACGGAACCACAGAAAGUGACCGCCUCAUCGGGGAGUAUGUUGCUACUUCUGUAUAGUGACACCAACUAUGUACUGGAAGGGUUCAAAGCAGAAUUCUCUGUAACAAACUGUCCCAACAAUUGUACAGGUCAUGGUAGAUGUGUGGAUCAUUCAUGCAUUUGUAGCGACAAUUGGAUAGGCAACGAUUGUAGUCAGGACGCUUGUCCUGAAGGAUGCGGCAAGGAACAGGGAAGAGGAACCUGUAUUAGUGCGAAAUGCGUUUGUUCGAAUGGUUACUCUGGACAAGCAUGCAGUCUACACAACACCCGUCCAGUCCCGAACGAAUGGCAUUGGUUAUCUACCUCGAAAAAUGGACUAGCGCCACGUGCCACACAUACCACCGUAUACUACGGACCAACAGAUUCAUUGUACGUGUUCGGUGGUUAUAAUUUGAACGAAGUGUUGGACAACCUGAACAUUUACCGCUUCGACAAGAGCAUUUGGGAAAAUGAAUGGGGAACGAAGCUGGACAGUGAAGAAAUGCAAUCGAUUGCCAAAAUCAAUGGCAAAGCGCGAAAGGGACUAUCCUUUCCUGACGCACUCACCAGAUCGCUGGGACUUAAAAAGGAGCCGAAUUUCUUCAAUAAUUUCAUAUACUCGUUGACGGACAACCGAACGAACCAUUUCAGAGCGAUGUAUGGGGACUAUUCGAGGCCCCUCGGGCGCUAUGGCCACGCUGCGUGCGCUGUUAAGGAUGGCUUCGUUAUUUUUGGUGGAAAGCUAUCCGGCGGAAGUUUGGCGAACGAUUUGUGGAUGUACAACAUAAGUAACAACAGCGGCACGUGGUCGGAGAGGGCAAAACUGUCCAGAUUUAAACCUCCUCCGCUAACAAGGCACACGCUGACGCUGGCUGCUGAUGAUUAUGUCUAUGUGUUUGGAGGUGCGUUGGGCAAUGGCGAGUUUUCUUCGAAGUUGUUCAGAAUUAAACUGUCAGCGAAUAUCGUCGAAGAACAAUGGGAGGAAGUGAUCCCGAGAGGUGGAAAAACAUUGGAUCUGCGAAUGGUUGCACACACAUGUUCGUAUCAUAAGAAUACGAACUCGCUGAUAGUUUACGGCGGUGUGGUGGCUGGUGUGGCAAGAUUUUCGAAGCUAUCCGAUCGUAUGUUUUCGUUUCAAUUGAACAAUCUGCAUUGGACCGAGAUCAUGUAUCCGCGGACGCCUUUGCGAGACGCUUAUAUACCGCGGGAACGAGCUUUCCAUACGACUGUGAUCAAUGGAAAUUAUUUGAUAGUGUUUGGAGGAUAUUCACAUCGUCAUAAUAAGGAGGAAAUUUGCUAUGACAAUCAGAUGUAUCUGUACCAUUUGGGAUGUCACAACUGGAUCAAUCAAGAUGUGCUUGGGACGAGUUCCAAAUCGAGGUACCCGAAGCAGCAGGGGGUAUUUGCCCAUUCCGCGGCACUGAGAAAUGGCAACACAUUGUUCUUGGUUGGAGGAUACCAUGGGAACGUUAAUGGAGAUUUGCUUGCCUAUACUUUGCCGCCAAUUCUUGUGGUUGAAAACGAAGAUACUUUCGAACCGGAAGCCGCAUGUCCAAAGCAUGUUUCCGUUACGGAGUGUCUUUCGGAUCCCGAAUGUGGCUGGUGUUCGGCUGACAGUGUGUGCUAUGGGAGGACAAUUGGAGCGAACUGUACAACGAAUCUGCAGACAACGAGAUGUCGUGGAGUUUGCCCGGCUCUAGGAGAUUGCCACUCCUGUCUUAUUCAUGGAUCUUCGUCCACUGGUGGUAUUAAAUCGAUUGCCAAUAAGUUGGGACUGGAUAAAUGCACUUGGUGUGUUCAGAACGCUCGUUGCCAUCACAAAGAUGACAAUUAUGGAGCCUGUGGUGAGGAUACUCCUUCCCAAAACCCUGGCUGGUGGGGACCGAAAGGAACAGAAAUAGUGGAUCCCGAACAAUGUACCCAGAAAGAUACCCGGCCGGGGUUGACAUUCUUGAAGUAUCUGGAUCCGGUGAAUUGGUCUAUGCCUGAUACGGUUAUGAUUGUAAAUGCAACCAUGGUGGACUUCAAUAUUCCGGCCCCAAGCGCCCAAGUCGAACCCCCUUUCACCGGGCAGGUUGUGGCAAGAUUGCUCGGAUUUAUACGGCCACCAGCUGUUUGGGAGGGACUUGGGGAACGACUACGGGCUUGUGCCAGUCACUCGCAAGCGGUGCUGCGCAUGGCAUCAACGGAUGUGAUCAACUACGACCCCAGCAAAACUCUGCUACCAAUCGUAACUGCAAACAUCACAGCCAGCCAAACCGUUUGCGAAAUGGCACAGUGGCGCAGUUUGGAGCCACGGUUCCGCGUCAUGGUUGAUUUCCAGGCGAGACGCCGUACGCCUGGUUAUGCUGAGAACAAUCAUCAGCAGGUUAGCAAAAUGGGACUUCAGUACAGCUCGAUCCAGCAGGAUGAUCCGAAGGCGUUCACUUUCGAAUUUUUGGAACCCUAUUCAAACGGCUCUUGCGGCAAUUACAGGAAUUGUCUUCAUUGCUUGUCGGAUUCGUUGUGUGGUUGGUGUGAUCUGACCAGUGAAUGUUUUUCACGGCAGGUGAAAGAAUCUGUUUUGUGUCGCAGAGAGAAUCACUGGCGUUAUUUAACGGUUCAACCGGCACAAUGUUCCAACUGCUCGAACUAUAUUUCCUGCGAGCAGUGCAUAGAAGCCGGCCAAUGCGAAUGGUGGCCCGAGGAGGCACGUUGUUCGAGGAAAGGCCGAUCUUCGGCAGCCGUUACCACGAUGAAAGAUUGUCCAAUACCGUGUUACUUGCGUGCGAAUUGCAGCAGCUGUUUGAAUGAACGGGGCCGCUGUGUGUGGUGCGAGGCGACCAGUCAGUGUUUCAGUUUCUCAGUUUACACAAGUGAGUAUCAGUUCGGGCUGUGCCGUGAGUGGCUCGAUCGAACGGUUCCAAGUGGUAUCGCUCCAGCACAAGACCCCGCUGGGAACGAACAUCAUCAGUCUUUGAAACCUGCCCAGCAGUGCAAAUCCUGUGCCAGUCAUCUAAACUGUUCCCACUGCUUGAGCUCGCUUAGCUGCGGAUGGUGCUAUGACGCGGAUAAUCCGAUCGAGGGGGUAUGCAUGCAGGGAGAUUUCAACCGGUCCGCUUUCGAUUGUCAGAAUGCUUUGAACAUGUCCGACGGGAACGCUCGCUGGUCGUACGCACAGUGCCCCGAUGUGGACGAAUGUGAACUGAGCCUGCAUGAUUGCCACGAGCAAGCGGAAUGUUCCAAUACGCACGGUUCGUACACGUGUCACUGUAAGAAAGGCUUCAUCGGAGACGGUGUUCGCAAUUGCAACCAAACCUGCUACGAGCCAUGUGUCCACGGUUAUUGUUCUGAAGGACCUGAAUAUAAAUGUCAGUGUGAUCUGGGCUGGACCGGCAUCGAUUGCAGUCAAAAUUGCGAGUGUAACAAUCACUCCACCUGUUUGAAGGGGAUAGGUAAAUGUGAUAAGUGUAUGAACUGGACGGAGGGGUUGUUUUGUGAGAGGUGCAGCUCGGGAAGCUUUGGCAAUGCAACUUCUGACCUCGGAUGCCAACCGUGCGAUUGCAAUGGACAUGGUAACGAAGCGUUGGGCGUGUGUGAUACUUUGACCGGCGAAUGCUACUGCCAAGACAACACAGAGGGGUUGAAGUGCGAGGUAUGCAACCGGAAUUUUUACGGGGAUCCUCGAAACGGCGGCCAAUGCUACUACCAAUGUGAGGCACGUGGUGUGCUAACAAACGUUGGAACGCAAGGGAUUGGCUCGUAUCAAUCGCAUCGAUCGUCCUGGAGUGGGACGGAAGUUAGAGAGUGCUUGUGGAUCAUAAGUCCUUAUGUUAAGCAUGGAGAGUUGAAGAACGCCAUUGUUCAGUUCGAAAUAGAACCACACGAUAUGAAUGUUACCUGCGGACAGAAUGCAGUGUAUAUUUACGAUGGAUUACCAGAUUUGACGGGUGCGACUCUACAAAAGCAACUGUUGGCUGUAUUUUGUAGCGAGGAUAAAGGUCCUUGGAUCACGGAAGCGCGGUCAGGACACCUGACAGUACACUAUAAACAGGGGGGAUAUGGCCAAGGCUUCAAUGCGGUAUACACUGUGAUGAGCUGCACAAUUAAGACGUGUAUACGCCCCUACAUCUGUGUUGAGGACAAAUGCAUCUGUCCGAAAGGGUUUGCCGGUCCAAGGUGUGCAUUGAAAAUUUGUCCAUCCGACUGUAAUUCCAAAUCAAAACAAGGAACGUGUGACGUUGGUUAUGGUCGUUGCAUAUGUGCCGCAGACUUUGGUGGACCUGAUUGUUCUCGAUUGAUCAAGCCCUCGAACAUAAUAUUCACCGAAUUAUUCAAUUCAUAUCUUAUCUCAGAUGGGUUUGAACAUCUACGAAAAACGUUACCCCGAUUCGGACAUUCCUUAGUGGCAGACCGACGUGGCUCACUGUGGAUGUUUGGCGGUCACUCGCUAUCACAUGGACCUCUCAACGACAUUCGUCAGUUUGAUACUAAAAACAACACCUGGAUGCAAGUGACGGUCGACUCUGGCCCCGAGGAUCGAAUGCCUUUGGGACGAUACUUCCACGCGGCAGAAAUCAUCUUCUCCAAGCAAGCUAUCUACAUUUACGGCGGCCUGUCCCGCAACCAAACCACCCAUCUCGUGCUGGACGACUUCUGGCAGUUUGGACUGCAGAUCCAACGAUGGAGCAUCGUGAAUCAAAACGGCUCAAAACCCCCGCCAUUGGCGGGUCACACGAUGACCUUGAUAAAAGACGGCGAGAAGGAGAUUCUGCUGAUUAUUGGAGGAUUUUCGGUUGCCUACGGGAUGCAAAACAACAUAUGGAUGUUUGACCUAACCUCAAACAGUUGGUCGAAGCCCCCGACAAUUGGAGCCAAACCGAUUAGUAUUUUCGGACACAGCACAGUUUGUCACCCAUCGAAACAAGUGCUGUAUCUGUUUGGCGGUUUCACAUACACAGAUGGCAAAACGAAGGCCUCGAACAAUCUGUACGCGUUUGAUUUCAAAAGCUUACGUUGGACUGAACUUCCCGCGUUUGUAAACAAACCCACUGACUACAUCCCGCAGGCACGCUAUCUUCAUUCAGCGGUAACCACCGACAACUACAUGCUGAUAAUAGGCGGCAGAACUCACCCUGGCCUUCUGGACGAUACGAUAGUUGCGUAUGUGUACAAAUGUAACCAAUGGAUUCGACUUAGCGGAAACGCUGAAGUGGUAGGAAAUUCCCUCGGUCAAACGUACGCCCAAGCGAUGACCCAAGACCCGGAAUAUGGUGCUUUCUACGCCGUUGGCGGUUGGGAUGGUAGCAGCUAUAGUCGUGUCACAAAAAUCAACAUGCCUGACGACCUUUGUGAUCUGUGGAGUAGUUCCAAAUAUGUUUGCCGCCAAUAUAUGGGUUGCAGUUUCUGUGCCGUAAAAACAACGGAAGAAUACACCUCGCAUUGUUACUCGGUGGGAAGCUCGGAUGUUUGUGACACCCAAAAUGGGACGCUUUCCUUCAAUAACGGGGCCGCCUGUGACGAAGAGUGGAUAUCGAAGCGAAACUGCUCCUCGUUCGAUACAUGCACAACUUGUCUCACGUCCUAUCCUUCGCACAUUGAAACCAGUGCCGUUUGUCGGUGGUGUCCGGAUUGUGGAGCUCGUGGGAAGUGUCUGUUUCACGAAUCGCAAUGCGACUCCGAAGGCAAAUGUGCGAUUCAAAAUACCACAGCUAUAACCUUGGAAAGUUGCCCGGUGUUCAGCUGCGCUGCUGCAGAUUGCGAAAACUGUCACCUCAUCCCUAAUUGUUCUUGGACCUUCACGGGAAAACAGUACCAAUGUGAGCAUAUUAACGAAACCGAAUCCAACAAAAAGCCCAACGCAUGCCCCUCGUACUGCCACUCCUACACAACGUGUAACAGCUGCCUGAGUCAGUCUUCGUCGGAGGGUGGCUUCUCGAGUUGCAGAUGGUCAACCCAGUUGGGCGAAUGCAUUUCACCUACUUAUCAACCGUUGUACUGCGCCGGAAGUAUUUGUGGUUUAGUGUUGGAACCGGGGGAUGUUGAACAAUGUCCCGAGACUUGUGGAUCGUUCACACAGUGUGCCACUUGCCUGCAGCAUGCGCAUUGUGGAUGGUGUUCGCGCAACAGUACCGAAGGUGACGGCGUUUGUACGGAAGGGUCUCUCGACAGUCCCGUGGAUUUUCCAGCUACCUCAACGUGCGAUGUAAUUUACAGGGUGAAGAACAAUAUCACAUUCGUAGAUCCAAGCGAUAGAUUCAGUUGGAACUACGUGAAAUGCCCCCCCGAGAACGAAUGCGCAAACAGCCAUCACAACUGUGAUGUCAAGUCCGAGCGUUGCGUGGAUCUGGUGCACGGGUACGAGUGUCAAUGCGCUGAAGGUUAUCGGGCUGACUCGGCUGGAGUGUGUGUUCCCGUGUGUAAGCAAGGAUGUGUCCGUGGUACGUGUGUGGAACCAGACAAAUGUGAAUGCGAUUUUGGAUACGUCGGAUCCAAUUGCAGCAUUCAGUGUCAAUGCAAUGGCCACUCCAAUUGUGCCGGACCGGAUCAGCUUGACAAGUGUCUACAUUGCCACAACAAUACCCAUGGAAUGCAGUGCGAAAAAUGCAUGCCACUCUUUGUGCGAGAUCCUCGCAACAAUGGUGAAUGUAUUCCUUGUUCGGAAUACUGUUAUGGGCAUACGGAUCUGUGCAUUGCGAAGGAUGUGGAACCACUCGUGAGAAAUAUGACUCGAACUGAAUUGUUAAACUCAAUCACGGAAGGAUCCCAAUCCAAUGCCGUGUGUUUGCGCUGUGGAAAUCACACUGACGGGGAUCGUUGUGAUACUUGUAUCGCAGGCUAUUUCCGAGGGGCUACGAUUACGACUGACCCAUGUCGACCCUGUCAGUGUCACGGUCACGGAGAUAUGUGUGAUCCAGUUACGGGCGAAAAAUGCAACUGUGGCAAUAAUACCGAAAGCGAUAACACUUGCUCGGCGAAAGGAAAAAAUCUGGCCUACAGCUGCUGGUCGAUGCAGUGUACUAAGUGUAAAGAUUCCUACUCGGGUCAUCCAUCCAACGGACAUCAGUGUUACAAGCACAUUACGGUGGACUCUAGGAUGUGUUUCGAUGCCAAAACGAUAGAUGAAUGUAAAAUCAAGCCGCAGCCACUGAAACCUGGACACACAGUAUUCUUCGUUAUUCAACCUCGAUACAUGAAUGUGGACAUCCGGUUCAUAGUAGACGUUACACAAGGUGAAUUAGAUUUCUAUAUGAGCCCGAACGAUGAAUCGUUCGUCGUACACUCGAAUGCGAGUUCCGAUCAGCACGAUAUCUAUCUCGAUAAUCGCUAUUCGUGGCAUCACGAUAUAAUAGACGUCGAUUCGGUUGAUAGCUUGAAUCUCUAUCCGCUUUACAUUCAAGGUAACUAUUCAGAUGAUAGCGUAGAUGUACCUGUUAGCGCGAUGACUAAUUCUCAGUGUCGAAUGGACACUGAGAAGUUUUUCUAUAUAAAAGAUAAGCUGGCAAAAGAUUUAAUCACUUAUGUAACAUUGAAUCAGUGCAAUUCCUUGUUGCGAGUUUUUGGUUUGAAAAACCGUCUUGUGGUGACAUUACCACAUUCAGUGCACUCAUUGAGCCAAACUAAAUUCUAUAUUGCACUGCGGGCACGAUCAGGCUCUACAGCGAGUUAUGGACUGAUAUUCUUCCGACAAGAUCAACUACAUAUCCACCUAUUUGUAUUUUUUUCGGUAUUUUUCUCCUGUUUCUUUCUGUUUCUUGCCAUCUGUGUUCUUGCUUGGAAAGCGAAACAAGCCGCAGAUAUGAGGCGUGCCAGAAGGCGUCAUGUAGUCGAAAUGUUACAUAUGGCUAAGCGUCCAUUCGGUAGAAUCAACCUUUCACUGGAGAAUCCUACCGAAACUCCCGCUAGCCAUCGUCGACGGGGUCGAAGUAAGCAUUCGCCCGCAAUGCAGCAGGAUAUCGCUCCGGUUGCGUUGGAACCAACUUCGGACGAUAUAGCUGCCGUUGGUACCGUGUUCGUACGUCUUCCAGGUAAACAUAAAUCACAAACCAUACUUGCGCUAGCCUCGUCGUUGGUAGUCGUCUCCCGGAACCAUACGACAUACAACCGCGGCUUCCACAGACGCAGAGGUUUGUCGCAAUAUCACAUUCAAAAUGUCCAACAACCGUUACAGGGUAAUCAACAACAGGUUCCACCUAUGUUCAUUGAUGUACCACAUGAGCAAGUUCCAUUGCAACCCCUGGGGCUGAACAGGGUGCAGUGACUGCAAUGAUGAUACCCCACAAUAUCAUCUUUAUGUGGGUUUUCAUGUUCAAACCUUGGUCCGUUGGUAUUUUCAAAAAACAACUGUGUGACCUACGGAAGUCUUGAUAUCCAGGCCAAUCAUAUUAUUCCAUUGCUGUAUCUGUUGCGCUCACGUGGUAACUGGAAACAGGUAGAAUUUUAUUGAAAUGUGUGCACAAAAAGUAUACUUUUUUUCAAUUACUUAAAAGGUAAACACCUUCCAUAGUCAAAAGUUUUGUUCUGAAGUAAGUUUGUACAAAUAUGUAGUAAGUAAAACUGAAAAUAAAGCAAUUCUAUAGCUGAAAUGUUAAUUUCCGAAUAACGCUGAGUAGUAGUAGCAAGAGCGCGAAAUGACUAUUGAUCUCGAGAAUGUUGAAUUUGAGAGACUGUGAGACAUAAAACAAUGUAAUGUAUAUAAAAUGUGCUGAUUCAAGCGUAUCUUCUCGGUACGCUUGAAUUUGCCGGAUUAACGUGUAGAUGUGUUUUGUUGGCUGUCAUACUGAUUCCUCUACUAAUAGAAUAGCAUGUCCCGUGAACUGGACAGCAGCUGAUAAAAGUGUAGAUAAAUGGAAAUAUUAUUUUAGCUUUAAAACGGCAAGGUUCGUUAAUUAUUAAAUUAAUAUGUAUUUUGAAUCUCAUGACCGAAAAUGCAACGGGAAAUAGAUUACCUAAAGUAACAAAAAUCUUGUAUAUUUUAUAUGACGAACAAUUUAUAUGUAGAACAAUAAAAUGCAACAAAUUAAAGAUA
This is a messenger RNA of Toxorhynchites rutilus septentrionalis, 9929 nucleotides long. RefSeq names its product multiple epidermal growth factor-like domains protein 8 (gene Megf8). Lineage: Eukaryota; Metazoa; Arthropoda; Insecta; Diptera; Culicidae. Gene Ontology annotation, molecular function: protein binding; calcium ion binding. Bases 564 to 9161 code for a protein of 2865 amino acids. The record is from RefSeq and is a predicted model, not a curated record. The transcript is spliced from 5 exons.